AUGCAAAGAUAAGGACAGAGUACGGUGAAAGGGAAGCAAGAUGGUGGUAUAAAAGGAAUUCUGACAUUUAGAAAUUUAGUCUUGAUUCGACGUUCGUUCAAGAUACAUUAAAUAUGGCAUCCAAUUCAAGUGUACUUUUGCCAACAGGGCAAGCAAUGCCCAUUCUAGGAUUUGGAACUUGGAAUGCAAGCGGGGAAGAGUUAGAAAUAGCUCUUGAUGCAGCUCUGGAAGCAGGAUAUAGACAUAUUGAUACAGCCACAGCAUAUGAAAACGAGCAUAUCAUUGGAAAUGUUUUACAAAAAUGGUUUGAUUCUGGCAAAAUUAAGCGAUCGGAUUUGUUUAUAGUAACAAAGGUACCUUGUUGUGGCAAUAGGGCAAAAGAUAUAGAAAAGUGGAUCAAAAAGUCACUGAAAAAUUUGAAACUAAAAUAUUUGGAUUUGUAUCUGGUGCAUGUCCCAUUUGCACUUGAAGAUGAUGGAGAAAAUUUAUAUCCAUUUAAUGAAAAUGGAGAAAUAAGAAUGGAUGUAACAGAUCACUUGGAAAUAUGGUCGGCGAUGGAGAGACAAGUGCUGGAAAAGCGUACUAAAGCAAUUGGAUUGUCUAACUUCAAUAUUGGCCAAAUUCAAAAGAUUUUGGAUAUUGCUGAAUUACCUGUUUCAAAUUUGCAGAUUGAACUGCAUGUGUAUUUCCAGCAGAAGGAAUUGGUCAAAUUUUGUCAAGAAAACGAUAUUCGUGUAACUGCAUACUCUCCCUUGGGUUCACGUGGAUUCGUCAAGAAAAUAGGAAAGGAAGAUACAAUAUCAAAUUUGUUGGAAAAUCCUAUUGUGUUAAAAAUUGCAGAAGAGUACAAAAAAACUCCUGCUCAAAUACUAUUAAAACAUAUUGUCCAAAAAGGUAUAAUAACCAUACCAAAAAGCACGACUCCUACAAGAAUCAAAGAGAAUAUCCAGCUAUUUGAUUGGGAACUUCAAGUUGGAGAUAUCGACAAGUUAAAUGCUCUUGACAUGGGAGAAUCUGGGCGUAUAUGUGAUUUUUCCUUUUUUAAAGGUAUUGAAAAACACCCAGAAUAUCCUUUUUAAUAAUAUAUUCUGCUAAAAUCUUAUCUUUUAUAUCUUAU
Messenger RNA from Camponotus floridanus (Florida carpenter ant), 1117 nucleotides. RefSeq names its product alcohol dehydrogenase [NADP(+)]. Lineage: Eukaryota; Metazoa; Arthropoda; Insecta; Hymenoptera; Formicidae. The transcript is spliced from 4 exons. Gene Ontology annotation, cellular component: cytosol. Gene Ontology annotation, molecular function: aldose reductase (NADPH) activity. Bases 114 to 1079 code for a protein of 321 amino acids. The record is from RefSeq and is a predicted model, not a curated record.